AUGCCGAAGAGAAGAGAUAUUCUUGCCAUCGUGUUGAUCGUGUUACCCUGGACUCUGCUCAUCACUGUUUGGCACCAAAGCGCUAUUGCUCCACUCCUCGCCAUCCGCAAGGAUGACGGUGUUGAGGGCAAGAGGGAGGCAGGUGGCCAGGCGCAGGACUCCAAGGAAUACUGUGCCUCAGAUAAGGACAUUGUGGAGGUGGUGAGGACAGAGUAUGUGUAUACAAGGCCUCCACCCUGGUCCGAUGUGCUGCCUACAAUCCACAUCAUCACCCCCACAUACAGUCGACCCGUGCAGAAGGCAGAGCUGACACGGCUAGCAAACACCUUCCUCCAUGUCCCCAACCUGCACUGGAUCCUGGUGGAGGACUCCCAAAGGAGAACACCUCUUGUCACGCGACUCCUCCGAGAAACAGGGCUAAACUACACCCACCUCAAUGUAGAGACACCCAGGAACUAUAAGCUGAGAGGUGACACUCGGGACCCCAGAAUCCCCAGAGGGACCAUGCAGAGGAAUCUGGCUCUACGUUGGCUGAGGGAGACCUUUAAUGCCAACAGCAGCCAAGCUGGAAUUGUCUACUUUGCUGACGAUGACAAUACAUACAGCCUGGAGCUGUUUGAGGAGAUGAGAUCGACUCGGAAAGUUUCAGUGUGGCCUGUGGCCUUUGUGGGUGGUUUGCGGUACGAGUCCCCGAAGGUCAACGCAGCUGGGAAGGUCUAUGGCUGGAAGACGGUGUUCGACCCCCAUCGGCCCUUUGCCAUCGACAUGGCUGGCUUUGCUAUCAACCUGAGGCUCAUCCUUUUCAAACCGCAGGCGUACUUUAAGCUUCGAGGAGUGAAGGGAGGCUACCAGGAGAGCAGUUUGCUCCGGGAACUUGUCACACUCAACGACCUGGAGCCUAAAGCUGCCAAUUGCACUAAGAUUCUCGUUUGGCACACAAGAACAGAGAAGCCUGUCCUUGUAAAUGAGGGGAAAAAGGGAUUCACAGACCCCAAUGUGGAGAUUUGACCAUCUUUCCUUCAGAACACGGUGGUUGGCCUUGGACCUUCAGAGGGAGAAAACGGUUGAGUUUCUUAAGUGCAACCAGCACUUAUGUCUUAAUCAUCAGAAAAUUGAAAAAGGAAGUGUGGGGCCUUUUGAUAGGGGUUCUUAUCCUCUUGACUGAAUCUGACAUAUUUAAAAUAUGGACCAAAAACAGUACAAAUGUAUUAAAGCACAGAUUAGUAAGAGGUGGCAGUCAGUAGUCAGGUCCAUCACUGAAGUGCAGAGGCUCACUGUGGACAGUCCUGACCUGCACCUCCACUGAACAAUGGCCCGCUGAAGACAACCCCUAAUAAAAGAGACAGCACAAUAUGAAAAGCAUACAGCCAGCGGAUUCAACCAAACAAGCAGGUUAAAAAAAUAUUUCACCUCAUAUAACAUAAAGGAAAUAAAAACACAAAUGAGUCUGGAUCUGCACACGGCACACCAGAGAAAUUCCUCUCGGAUUUAAAGACAUGGCCGACAUCAUCAGCCUGGAUAAAUAUGUGACUCCAAGGACAAAGGUGUCUUAUGUGGAUUUUCCUUUUGAGCAAACACAAACAGCAAGGGAAGGACUUUUUUUUUUUUUUUUGAUAACUAUGAAAUGUUUGCUUUAAUUUAACUGGUUUAGGCCUUUUAAAAACAUUUGACUUGCUAGUUCAAUACUACUGACUCUUACCUACAUCUACUCUUGGGUUGUCAUCGUCCAUUUUAUAGUGUCAUUAAAAGUUGUGUAUUUAAGUCACCCAUACACUUGAAGAGAGGCUGGAGUUUAAAAUGUGACCCUUGUGCUUGGGAGCUAAAACAAAUGUAAAAAAUCAAAAUCUCUUAGCACUUAAAAAAAAUACACAAAUGUAAUUUAAUAUGAGAACAAUCAGAGGACAAACAAAUGCAUUGUAAUUACUGUAUUACAUACAUAAAAAUGAUGAUGAAUGACACAAUGAGGCACAGGUUAACUCUAGGUUCAGCUCAUGGAAAGACUAAUAGCACAUUUGCAACUUAAUUUUGUAAGAGAAAGCCCAGUUUGUGACACAUUUAUAACAUGAGACAAGAACUUCAAAUCAGCUACUUGGCAGAUUCACAAAUACUGACCUAAUCUCCCAUGUUGGUUAAUAUUUCCUCUUGUCUAUGCACACUCAUAUGCACUGUUUACUAAGAGUUGGCUGUGUAUAGUUAGAAAUUUAAAAAGAAAAGAACAUAAAGGAUGAAUCAGCAUCUGGUUUUGUCAGUCCCUCUUCUCUCUACGUAUUGUCUCCAGAAAACAUAAACUUAGCUGCAUUAAGCAUGGCCCCCAAUAUUCAGAUUUUUCUAAAAUCUAUGGCUUCCAUAUAUGAAAUCAGAUUAUACUUGCAACAUUUAAGUGACAGCAGGCUAAGGAAAAGCACAAUUAAAAAUUUUAAAAGUAUUUUUACUGAUAAUUUGGUAGCAAUUACGACAUGCCAUCCUCAGUGCUAAGGUCUCAUUCUUUCUUUUUGUACUCAUAUGCUGUAUACAUUAAGCGAAUCGCAGUGGGGAGUCACUGCACCUCUAAUGAUAGACAUCAGUAGCUAUGGCAUUGUACAUUUUAACAAGGUUAUUUUACACCUCAUAUAAUAGAAUCUCUUCUCUUCUUGAUAAAUCAUCCAUCUUAUGCACAGUGGUUCUUAUCUAACAUUGUCCAGCAGAAGUAUAGCUGGAGAUAAUUCAAACACUGAGCCUCUGUACUGUUGCCAGAUUAUCUCUGAGCACCCCCACCCCACCUAUCCAACACACACACACACACACACACACACUCACAAAAACCCCAAAAUACACUGCUGCACUAUUAAAACUUUACAAAGACGCUAUAUCCUCUCAGGCUCAUCGGCCGAAGAAAGUAUGUUAUUACACAAUUUCAUUUGGAAUAUGAUAAGAUAGAACAUGAGGACAAAAGGCUGUUUCAUAUCUCUCAUCACACUGGCUGUUUUCAAUGACUGCAUGUUAUUACACUUUCACGGGGAUCAGCCAUGCAGAUCAUUAACUAUCCUCCAAUUAUUUAUUCAAAAAUCAAAUUUAAUAUAUUUAUUUAUAUAUUUAUUUCAAGCGUGGAUGUGCAAUUGAAUCAUAGCAGUGUUUUUUGCCCUUAAAUCUCUACUCUCCAGCUGCUCUCUUAAACGGCAUGCGCACAUGCAGGAUAUACUAAACACAUGGUUUACCAUAUAGAUCAAUAAUAGGUACCAACAAGUACUAUAGCACUGCUGAUGGUUGCUCUUGAGUGGUCUUUAAUCAAAAUAAAAGAAUCCACUUCAAAUGUUUUAUCACUGAAGCAAAUAAAGACUUGUAGUCCAAAGUGGAAAAAUGCCAGUGUGUAUAAAAAAACAAACAAAAAAACCCUCUCCUUUAAAAAGCAGUAUUAUUCGUUUUCAACAUGUUUAUCAUUUCCUCUUCGAAGGGCUGUACUACAAAGCGAGAUUAGUGGGUUAGCAGGUAUGUUGACCUUAAAACCAGAU
Stegastes partitus (bicolor damselfish) is the source of this 3488-nucleotide messenger RNA. RefSeq names its product beta-1,3-glucuronyltransferase 1 (glucuronosyltransferase P) a (gene b3gat1a). Bases 1 to 1008 code for a protein of 335 amino acids. The transcript has 5 exons. Gene Ontology annotation, cellular component: Golgi membrane. Gene Ontology annotation, biological process: chondroitin sulfate proteoglycan biosynthetic process; carbohydrate metabolic process. NCBI's taxonomy places the organism in Eukaryota, Metazoa, Chordata, Actinopteri, Pomacentridae. Gene Ontology annotation, molecular function: galactosylgalactosylxylosylprotein 3-beta-glucuronosyltransferase activity. The record is from RefSeq and is a predicted model, not a curated record.